AUGAAAUUUCACAAAAAAUAUGCAGUAUUUGGAGGGACUUUAUUUCUUACGGGGCCUAUAGCUAUGAUCAUGAUGAGUAUUCAUCAUCAGAAGAUCGUAGAUUUGCUUGCACCAACUGCGGAUAGAAUACAAAAAAUUAAUGGUGGAUUUUUAAUAUUUGCUAGUAUUUUGAUUUUAUGUUCAUUUCCUCCAAUGUUUGGACGAGAAAUUGCUGCAAUUUUAAUUGGAUUUGUAUAUGGAUAUAUUGGAUUUAUAAUUGUCUCAAUCUCUUUUAUUAUUGGUGAAACAUUAGUAUUUCUUUCUUUUCGUCAUUUUUGUCAUAAACAAGCCAUACAAUUUCGAAAUAACUACAAAAAUAGUUAUGGAAUUUUUGUUAGGAUUAUAGAAGAAAAACAGAUUACUAUGAUGUUCUUAAUAUCAUUAAGUGCUAUACCAUCUCAUUUUUCAACACCUCUUUUUGCAACUAUUGAUUCGAUAUCAUAUUAUUCUUGGUUAUUAGUCGCUAUACCAUGUUCUGUUAAGCAUGUUAUUCCUGUAUAUGUUGGUAUUUUAUUUAGACGCAACCAAACUUCUUUAGCUUCGACAGUUCUUUUAAUUUUUUCAAUUUUCAUUACUAUUAUUUUUUUCACUUUAAUAUGUUUAAGAUAUCAAGAAAUAAAAAAAAAUAUGAUUUUUCUUAAUUCAAUUUCUGAAGAACAAGAAUUAGGUCAGAAUAAAUAUUUUGAUAUUUCUAAUUCUUUUGAAUCUGCGAAUUCUGAUUUGGAAGACUUUUAA
Pneumocystis murina B123 is the source of this 774-nucleotide messenger RNA. RefSeq lists its product as hypothetical. The coding region runs from base 1 to 774 and encodes 257 amino acids. NCBI's taxonomy places the organism in Eukaryota, Fungi, Ascomycota, Pneumocystomycetes, Pneumocystales, Pneumocystaceae. The transcript is spliced from 5 exons. The record is from RefSeq and is a predicted model, not a curated record.